AUGUUGAUAAUUAGCAUUUGUGUAAUUUUUUUUUAGACUUUAUUUCAAUUUCGUACGUUUUUUAAUUUAAAUUGCAAAUUGCAACGAUUUAUUACCCUUAAUAUUGCUAAUAGAUAUUAUGUACAUACAUGUAUUUAAGUUGUAUAAAAUUUAUAGAUAUUUCAAAUUUUCAUUAUGAAAGGCACAGACAAAUUUAUUGCGCGGGUUGAAACUUAUGGAGAGCUCUAUGAUAACAACAAUCCUAAUUCUAGUAAUUCUAAAAGGAAAGAUGAAAUAUGGGAGAGUUUGUCUAAUGAAUUUAAUUGUGAUGCAAAAAGAAAAUGGCAUACAUUAAGAGACAGAUAUGUGCGAGAAAAGAAAAAGUCUCGUACUUUGGAGGGUUUCGAAAGUCGAUGGUAUUAUUAUCAUCAAAUGGACUUUCUUGACAAGUAUAUAAAAUCCAGAAGAAGGGUCCCAAGAAAUAAAUUUUCUGUUUUUGUACCCGAAAAUGAAGAAUGUGACGAAACAAAGGAAUUUGAAGAAGGUUUUGAAUAUGAAACAAAAAACGUUAAAGAAUUUUUUGAUGAUUUUUGUACAACCAUGACGGAUUUAAAAAGUUCAGAAUCAUCAGAAGGAAAACAUAAAGAAUAUUCGAAGACAGAUUCUUUCACUAUUCAUCAAAAAUCAAAGCGGCCAAAAGCUCAACAAAGUGUUUCAAUUCAGCAAAAUAUUCUAAAAGUACUGCAGAUGCUUCAAGAACAGAUCGAAAAUGUUGGGUAUACAAAUAACCACGACGAAGAUACUAUUUUUAUAGAACUUGUAGUUAAAAAAAUGAGAAAAAUGUCUCCAACCGAAAAGUCGGCGUUUCAGGAGAAACAUAAAUUACUGCCAAGUAAUAAUUAUAAUAAAAGGUACCUACAUUUCAUUUUAUACCAAAAGGAAGAAAACAAAAUUUGAAUAUAAUGAGCAUAUAUAUAAAAUGGAAGUUAAAGAUAAUAAGAGAAUGGAACAAGACUCAUACUAAACAGUAGAGUUUUAAAAUGCUUUGACUAAUAUUUGAAUAAACCCAAAUUCUUUUUAAAAUAAUUGCAAAAACCAUUGCUCAUUAUCUUCUUCAAAUUUCAGUUUAAAAUAAGAUCCAGAAUUUAAAUGAACAGAAAAAUUUGCACAUCAAAAAUUUAAAGAUCAACUUGGAGUUUUAAAUAUAAUUUUGAAUUAAAUAUAUUUUUAGU
Messenger RNA from Condylostylus longicornis, 1211 nucleotides. RefSeq lists its product as uncharacterized. Gene Ontology annotation, cellular component: nucleus; transcription regulator complex. The transcript is spliced from 4 exons. The record is from RefSeq and is a predicted model, not a curated record. Lineage: Eukaryota; Metazoa; Arthropoda; Insecta; Diptera; Dolichopodidae. Gene Ontology annotation, biological process: regulation of transcription by RNA polymerase II. Bases 175 to 936 code for a protein of 253 amino acids.